ACUCUCAUUCAUCACACAACUCUCUCUCUCUCUCUCUCUCUAAACAUAUAAUAUCUCCUCAUCAUGGAUAAAUUACCAAAAUGCCAAGCAAAUUAUGUACCUCUCACUCCCCUCACCUUCUUGAAGAGAGCCUCUAUGGUUUAUGCCAACCGUACCUCUGUCAUAUACGCCAGAGUCCGCUUCACGUGGCGCCAAACUCACGACCGUUGCUGCCGCCUUGCUUCCUCUCUCCGAUCCCUAAACGUCCUCAAGAACGAUGUGGUAUCUGUGCUUGCUCCUAACAUCCCAGCAUUGUAUGAGAUGCAUUUUGCAGUGCCAAUGGCAGGUGCAGUCCUCAACACAAUCAACACCAGACUCGAUGCUAAGAACAUAGCCACCAUUCUCCGACAUUCCGAAGCUAAGGUUUUCUUCAUCGACCACCAGUACGUUCCUUUAGCCAGCGAAGCCCUCCGGUUACUAAUGGCCGACCCAAAAUCAUCCAUGCCACUGGUCGUAGUCGUCGACGACAUUGACACGCCCACCGGUGUCCGGCUAGGCGAGCUGGAAUACGAGCAGCUGGUCCAUAAUGGUGAUCCCGGGUACAUCCCCAACGAGAUCGAGGACGAGUGGGACCCGAUUGCCUUGAAUUACACGUCCGGGACUACGUCGGAGCCGAAGGGGGUUGUGUACAGCCACAGAGGGGCUUACCUGAGCACGUUGAGUCUGAUUCUGGGUUGGGAAAUGGGGAGUGAACCUGUGUACCUAUGGUCACUCCCCAUGUUCCAUUGCAACGGGUGGACAUUCACGUGGGGAGUGGCCGCCCGCGGUGGGACCAACGUGUGCAUACGCAACACCACUGCCCAAGAAAUGUACGCGAGCAUUACGAUGCACAACGUGACACACAUGUGCUGUGCGCCUAUUGUUUUCAACAUCCUACUGGAGGCCAAGCCACACGAGCGCCACCAUAUUGCCACCCCGGUGCAAGUGCUCACCGGAGGAGCGCCACCUCCGGCAUCUCUUCUCGAAAAAAUCGAGCAUCUUGGAUUCCAUGUUGUCCAUGCUUAUGGCCUCACGGAGGCCACGGGCCCGGCAUUAGUGUGUGAGUGGCAAACCAAGUGGAACGCCCUGCCGCGCCAGGAUCAGGCAAAACUAAAGGAGCGGCAGGGUGUCAGCAUACUGACACUGGCUGAUGUUGAUGUCAAGGAUUCGGAAACAAUGGCAAGCGUGCCGCGCGACGGAAAGUCAAUGGGAGAAAUCAUGCUACGAGGUAGCAGCAUCAUGAAAGGGUACUUUAAGGACGAAAAGGCCACCGCGAAAGCGUUCCGUGACGGGUGGUUCGUGACCGGAGACGUCGGGGUGAUCCACCCAGAUGGGUACUUGGAGAUCAAGGACAGGUCUAAGGAUGUGAUCAUAUCAGGUGGUGAAAAUAUAAGCAGCGUGGAGUUGGAGUCUGUGCUUUAUAGGCACCCCGGGGUGCUGGAGGCGGCGGUGGUGGCAAUGCCGCAUCCCCGGUGGGGGGAGACCCCCUGCGCUUUUGUUGUGAAGAAUAGCUCCGGUGGUGGUGUGAAUGAAGAUGAUAUCAUUGCGCAUUGCCGGAAAAACUUGCCGGGGUACAUGGUGCCAAAGGUGGUGAAGUUCUUGGAGGAGCUACCCAAGACUUCAACGGGCAAAAUUCAAAAGUACCAACUGAGGGCACAAGCCAAGAGUCUGGUGGUGGUGGCAGAGAAUCAAAGUAGCAAGAAGUCAACUCAAGUCAACAGGAAACAACCAGCUAGAAACAAGGAUCAACUACCUCAUGAACACCAUAUCCUUGCUUUGUCUCGUCUUUGAACUACUUGAGAUUAUAUAUAUAUAUAUAUAUAUUAAUUAAUUAAUAAUCAUAGUAAGACUCUGUACAGAACCUAUAUAUGUUGAGAAUUAGUAAUCCUUAAGGUAAUGGGUUAUCAUCCAAUGCUCCAAUGAUUUUGUGUACGAAGACAUUAAUUCUACCAAUAAUAUUGAUUUCGUCUUGA
This is a messenger RNA of Cornus florida, 1991 nucleotides long. RefSeq names its product trans-cinnamate:CoA ligase, peroxisomal-like. NCBI's taxonomy places the organism in Eukaryota, Viridiplantae, Streptophyta, Magnoliopsida, Cornales, Cornaceae. The transcript is spliced from 2 exons. The coding region runs from base 64 to 1809 and encodes 581 amino acids. The record is from RefSeq and is a predicted model, not a curated record.